Molecule: messenger RNA, 665 nt
Organism: Racocetra fulgida
Lineage: Eukaryota; Fungi; Glomeromycota; Glomeromycetes; Diversisporales; Gigasporaceae
Source: the annotation of a GenBank genome assembly
GUGAAACUAAUAGAGAGUACGUUAAGAAGGUACUAAGCAAUGUUAUUGUGCCUGAAUUCACACCUAAAUCUGGUGUUAAGAUUCAAGUUCAGGAAAAUGAAACCGUUCAGCAAGUCACUGCUGAUGAAAAUGAAUUACAAGACAUUGUUUUAUCUCUACCAUCAUCAUCAUCAUUGGCAGGAUAUCGGUUAAAUCCUGUAGAAUUUGAGAAGGAUGACGAUACAAAUUUCCAUAUGGAUUUUAUCACUGCUGCUUCUAAUCUACGAGCCGCUAACUACGCUAUUCAGCCUGCUGACCGUCAUAAGACCAAGUUCAUUGCUGGUAAAAUUAUACCGGCUAUCGCUACAACAACUUCAUUGGUAACCGGAUUAGUUUGUCUAGAAUUAUAUAAAAUUAUUGCGGGAAAAAAUAAGUUGGAGGAUUACAAAAAUGGAUUUGUGAAUUUAGCUUUACCGUUCUUUGGAUUCUCUGAUCCUAUUGCCAUGCCAAAAUAUAAGCGUAUGACAUUUUAUCUGUUCAUGUUUACAGCUUUUACUGACAUUGAUUAUUCGUCAUUAAGACUAUCUCAAUUAGUGGAAACUAUUUCUAAAAAACCGAUUCCACCUCACGUCAAAGCACUCACUUUAGAAAUGUGUGUGAACGAUCGUAAUGACGAAGAAGUUGAG